AUGAAGUAUUUCUGGAAACACCGUAAGAGAAAGCGAAACUCCCAAACGAAGCACAAGGAAGUGCAGACGGACUACACGAAAUUUACUUCAACAAGAUAUUGACAGAAAAUGGAAACUAAAAAGCUGAUUCUGGAUGCGCUCGACGAGAUUGUGAAAGCAGAUUUCAAGCGGUUCAUCUGGCACCUGUGGAACGGCGUCGGAUCAGACAUCGAGCCUAUUCCUCGGGCAAAGCUGGAGGACGCGGAUCGCCAGGAGGUUGUGGAUUGCAUGGUUCAGAAGUACAGCACUAAUGCUGGGACUGUUGCAGUGCAAGUGCUGGUGAACAUCAACCAAAAUGAUCUCGCUGACAAACUUCAUUUGAAACUUCAGAAAGCGGGUUCUGGCCGAUAAGGACGAGUUUAUCUCGAUCACGUGACGACUGCUCCGCUACUGUAAUGUGCUCAGAGCAGAGGCUUCUGGGAGAUCUAUGAGGGUCCUGACUCCAUCUUCAGCCCUUCUUCAUCUCUAAACAAGGGCUUUAUAACAGAAACACGGUCUAAUCAACAAUCUGCCACAACAAUAUUAUGAAUUUUUCUGUUUUAUCUUAUUCUGCGAGUAACGAAACUAAAGCCAUUCGUCAUGGAGGCUUCAUUUAAGCAGUUAAAUUAAAAUUAAGAGUCACAUCUAUAAUAAUAAAGUCAAGAGACUCUCCUAAUGUGACGCCUGAUGAGAUCUUAUAAUAUACAGUUUGAUAAAGUUCAUAUUUUUGCUGAUUGUGAAUAAUGGGUGACAUAUUAUUGCUUGAACAGUUACAUUUUAUUUGUGUAGUUUUUUAGUAGUUAAAAUUAUUCUCAAAUUUGGUGUUGGAUGUUGUUAAACAAUCAUAAUUGGUAGUGGAUGAUGAAUGAUUAAGGUAUUGAAUGGUUUGUUCGGGGAUUGAUCAAUAUGGAUAUAGAUAACUGAUGGAUUGUUAUUUCUAUAUAUUUGGAGUGUGUGAGUUGUCUGGUCAAACGAGAGCGAUUUAUGGAAAAACACAGACAGCAAGCAACCAUUGAAACAAUGUUAAAUCAAUAUUAAUGUGUCAAUGUUAACCACAUUGGGUCAAUAUCAUGCUUGCACUCUCAGAAAAUGAAAUUAAAAUACAUUCCUGUCACGCCUAGAGAAUUUGCCAUUGCUUUUGAUGCUGAUCCCACAGCUGUUGUUGCAUUGUUUAGAGGUUUCGAAAGCUCUUUGUUUGCCACACCACCUGUUCUUGAGCUCUCUUUCAGAAAGAUAUUUUAACAAAUCUUAUGAAAUUAUCUAUUGGAGCAAUUUUAUGAAUAUUGUGGACUGGAGAAAAGUUUGGUUAUUGCUAAAUAAAUACAUUACUGUAAA
Molecule: messenger RNA, 1353 nt
Organism: Pimephales promelas (fathead minnow)
Lineage: Eukaryota; Metazoa; Chordata; Actinopteri; Cypriniformes; Leuciscidae
Source: RefSeq, a predicted model, not a curated record